Molecule: messenger RNA, 1700 nt
Organism: Cercocebus atys (sooty mangabey)
Lineage: Eukaryota; Metazoa; Chordata; Mammalia; Primates; Cercopithecidae
Product: 39S ribosomal protein L10, mitochondrial-like
Exons: 6
Coding region: 509-1375 (288 amino acids)
Biological process (GO): translation
Cellular component (GO): mitochondrial large ribosomal subunit
Molecular function (GO): structural constituent of ribosome
Source: RefSeq, a predicted model, not a curated record
GAAUGUCAAAGUCCCAAGAGGAUGCCCUGCAGCCUGGAUCCACUAGAGUGGCCAAAGGCUGGAGCCAAGGGGUGGGAGAAGUUACUUCUACCUCCGAAUACUUCUCCUGUGUUUCUUCUUCACGCAAGCUCUUCCACGGUGGAAUCCAGAGACUACAUCGAGACAGCCCCCAGCCUCAGUCACCCCUGGCCCAGGUUCAGGAACGAGGAGAGACUCCUCCCUGCUCACAACAUGUCUCCUUGUCAUCCCAUUCGUCCUAUAAGACUUGUGUGUCCUCUCUGUGUGUAAACAAAGAGGAAAGGGGCAUGAAAAUAUACUACAUGCAGGUACAAAUGAAAAAAGGUGUGGCUGUCUCCUGGGAGACAGAGGAAACUUCGGAGUCCUUAGAAAAGCAGCCAAGGAUGGAAGAAGUGACCCUUCCUGAGGUUGUGAGGCAGCUGAGACUUAUGGGCCAGAAGAUACUGGAAGAUGGUGUGGCCUUCUCUUGCAAGAGGGAGAAGAAAGAGCCAUGGAGAUAGUAGCAGACAGACUGCCCAAGGUGGAGAUGGCUGCGGCUAUGGUGGUGAUGCUGCGAGGGGGUCUCCUGCCCCAGGCGGGCCAGCUGCCUGCCCUCCAGACUGUCUGCUAUGGCUCCAAGGCUGUUACCUGUCACCAUCGUGUGAUGCAUUUUCGGCAACAGAAGCUGAUUGCUGUGACUGAAUAUAUCCCCCAGACACCAGCCGUCAACCCAACAUGUCUGCCAUCUCCUCCCGGCCCCCAACAGGAGGAGAGGGGCCUCAUCAGGCUUCUCCACCGGGAGGUAGCAGCAGUUUUCCAGGACAACCAAAUGAUAACUGUUUGCCAGAAGGUGGCUCCGAGCGCAGAGGACAAGCUUCUUAUGCAACACCAGCUGCGGAAACGCAAGAUCCUGAUGAAGGCCUUCCCCAACCAGGUACCGAAGCCCUUCCUGGAGGAUUCCAAGUGCCAAAAUCUGCUGCCCCUUUCUGUGGGGCACAAUGUGCUACUGGUCAGUGAAGAACCCAGGGUCAAGGAGAUGGUCCGGAUCUUAAGGACUGUGUCAUUCCUGCCGCUGCUAGGUCGCUGCAUCAGUGACACCAUCCUCAGCAGGCAGGGCAUUAUCAACUACUCCAAUCUCCCCAGCCUGCCCCUGGCACGGGGGGAGCUUGUAGUAGGCCUCAUCCGCCUCACCGCCCAGACCCACUCCCUGCUCCAGCACCAGCCCCUGCAGCUGACCACCCUGUUGAACCAGUACAUCAGACAGCAACGCGAGAAGGAUUCUGUUUUGUCAGUCAAUGGGAAGCCAGAUCAUCCUGACCCUGUUCCGGACUCUUACCCAGCCUGUUUAGCCAGCCCUGCCCAUAAAUACACUGUCUGAUUGGCUGUGCUGUCCACCAUGGGAGAUGUGGAAGAACUUGGGGUGGGGGAGUGCGUUUGUCACUGGGCUUUACUAACACUGGACAAUAUCACUCCCACACUGGGGGAGUGAUAUUGUCAGGUAUAGGGUCACUCAGAGAUGGAGAGGAUUCCAUUUCAAAUGGAGCCUGUCAGUCCCUGGUUUGGUCCUUAGUUUUCCUAACUUGGGACCCAAUAGGAGCAAAGGUCCAAGGCAGAGAGGCUGAAAAGAUAAGGCUAUUACCCCCUGCCUCCUUGGUUACUGCCCCUUGCUGCAAGGGCUCCUGAGCCCACCCCCUUGGGGCACA